GUCCUUGGAGUCAACUUGAGGAAGCUCAGAACCUUGCACUACUAUUAGACACUUUCUUGCAGUACUCCCAGAAACUCAUUAGCUGAUAAUGAUAAUGGGAAGAAGAAGAAGAAGAGUAACAAGAAGAGUCUAUAGAUGGUCCCUUACUCCUAUAUCAUUCACCCUCUCUGUUUUGCUCUUCCUCUUAUCCAGCUCUGCUCUUCUACUUUGCACUGCAAGAGAUGCAAUUUCUCUAUAUCACAAGACCAUCCGAGAUGGAGAAACUAUCAUUUCCUCUGGAGAGAAGUUCGAAUUCGGAUUCUUCAGCCCUGAUGGUGCUAAACGAUAUGUUGGCAUAUGGUACCACAAGUUAUCUCCAGACUCAAAAAGAACAGUUGUGUGGGUCGCCAACGGAAACAACCCAGUCAAGAAUUCAAGAGGUAAUAUAAACAUCGAGGAAGAUGGUAACUUGCAAAUUUUGGAUGAAAAAGGAAUUAAUUAUUGGUCAACAAGAAUUUCGAAAACACUGAAAAACCCAAGUGCUAAGCUUAUGGAUUCGGGGAAUCUGAUCUUGAGUGAAGAGAAUGCUACUCAUGAACCAAUAUGGCAAAGCUUCUCAGAGGUGUCCAACACAUUCCUGCCAGGGAUGAAGAUGGAUACCAGCAAGGUACUCCAAUCAUGGACCAGUGAGCUUGACCCAACUCCAGGAGAUUUUAGGUUUAAGCUUGAGGGUUACCAAUUAAGAUAUGCAAUCAGUAAUGGAUCGCUGACCUAUUGGAGGAGUUCUUCCUGGAAGGAUUUCUCCAACUCUAAUGACAUCCCUAAGAGCCUGGCAUACGUAUUAUUAAAUUUCACCUCAACAAGUAAGGAUCCAAAGUAUAACAAUGAAUUGAACCCAGGUGAUUUUAACAACACAAGACUGGUGAUGGAACCAUCGGGCAAAAUCAUGUUUUACAAUUGGUCUAGUGAGAUUAAGGGGUGGCAUCAAUCAUGGUUUGAACCAAGUGAUAAUUGCAGCAUCUACAAUAUUUGUGGUCCAUAUGGCAUUUGCAGUAGAACUGGUACUGCCAAUCCAAUAUGUAAGUGCUUGAAGGGCUUCAAAGCCACAUCUCAGGAGGACUGGAACUCAGGUGAAUUCUCCGAAGGGUGCAUGAGGAGGACACAGGAGUGCAAGGACAACAUUGAAUUCUUGAGCUUGAAUGUGACAAAAGUGGAGAACCCAACCGCCUACAAUUUUGAUGCUAAUACAAAAGAUAAGUGUAGAGAAGAGUGCCUCAGUAAAUGCGCCUGCGUUGCUUUUUAUUUUGAACCUAAAGAACCUACAGCACGUGCGGGAAGAGGCGAUCCUUCCUGCAAGAUUUGGAUGGAUGGGGAUUUGAAGGACCUGCAAGAGGAAGCCUCAAUCAAGAGUCAGGUCAUUUUUAUCCGGGUGGCACACUUUGAUCUAGAACCAACGUGUAAUUUCUCAAAGGACUGUGAAGCAUUGCCACAUUCAAGCUGCAUGCCAAGUUUAACUUGGAAUGGAACGCGAAGAUGCAUUUGCGACACAAAUCAUCCAUGGGAUCCUUCAACAAGGAAUUGCACACAAGAUGCUCCUAAGCUAAGUCUUUCUUCUCACAAUGAGAAGCCAUCAUCUUCCUCUUUGAUCAUUAAGGUGACUGUUGCAGUUGGAGUUAUCAUUUUCUCUUGUGCUGUUAUUUGUAUAUUUUAUCUGAGAAGAAGGGUAGCCAAAAGAAAAGCUUGCAGGGAAAGCAUCCAAGAAAGUUCAAAUUCGCAUUUUGACCGGGAUGAAAAAAAUGCUAGUGACUUAAUAGAUACAAGUAAGCUUGGAGAAGAUCAGAAGAAGGGCACAGAUGUACCUUUCUUUGACUUUGAAAUCAUAGUGUCUGCUACUGAGAACUUCUCUGACGCCAAUAAGCUUGGGCAAGGAGGGUUUGGACAUGUCUACAAGGGAAGGUUAAAAGGAGGGCAGGAAAUAGCUGUGAAGAGGCUCUCAAGGAUUUCUGUACAAGGUAUUGAUGAAUUCAAAAAUGAGGUUCUAUUGAUUGCCAAACUUCAACACAGAAAUCUUGUUAGACUUAUAGGUUAUAGUAUCAAAGGAGAUGAGAAAAUGCUGCUUUAUGAAUACAUGCCCAACAAAAGCUUGGACUCCUUUAUCUUUGAUCGAUCACGAUGCCUGUUACUAAAUUGGGAAAUGCGCUUCAAUAUCAUAAUGGGAAUUUCUCGAGGGCUUCUUUAUCUUCAUCAAGAUUCUAGAUUGAGGAUUAUUCAUAGAGAUUUGAAAACUAGUAACAUUCUCCUAGAUGAGGAGAUGAACCCCAAAAUUUCAGAUUUUGGAUUAGCGAGGAUUUUCGGAGGAAAUCAAACUGAAGCAAGUACGAAUAGAGUGGUUGGAACAUAUGGGUAUAUGUCUCCUGAGUAUGCAUUGGAUGGAUUUUUUUCAGUUAAAUCUGAUGUAUUCAGCUUUGGAGUUGUUCUACUUGAGAUUAUCAGCGGGAAGAAGAACACUGGCUUUUAUCAGUCUGAACAUUCUUUGUCUCUUCUAGGAUAUGCAUGGGAAUUGUGGAGAGCGGAAAAAGUGUUGGAUUUCGUGGACAAGUCAUUAUACGAAUCGUGUAACGUUUAUGAAGUUUCAAAGUGUAUCAAUGUUGGGCUCCUAUGUGUUCAAGAAGAUGCAUACGAUCGACCAACAAUGUCAAAUGUAAUCUUCAUGCUAGGAAGUGAUACAGCAACUCUUCCAACACCUAAACAACCAGCUUAUAUUGCAAGGAAGUGUCCAUCUAGCUCAGCUUCAUCUAGUAGACAAGAACUGUAUUCUAUUAAUGAGAUGACGAUUUCUGUACAAGAAGGUCGGUAGUACAGUUGAUUUCCUGGAGUUCUCUCUCAAUGUAUACAAUUCCUUGAUUACUGUAUGAAUACCAAAAGUUUUAGCAGAAAUCAAUUUACCUUAUAUGGUUGAUUUGCAGA
Molecule: messenger RNA, 2946 nt
Organism: Macadamia integrifolia
Lineage: Eukaryota; Viridiplantae; Streptophyta; Magnoliopsida; Proteales; Proteaceae
Product: G-type lectin S-receptor-like serine/threonine-protein kinase At4g03230
Exons: 10
Coding region: 89-2836 (915 amino acids)
Biological process (GO): protein phosphorylation; recognition of pollen
Molecular function (GO): ATP binding; protein serine/threonine kinase activity
Source: RefSeq, a predicted model, not a curated record